Molecule: messenger RNA, 1412 nt
Organism: Cynocephalus volans (Philippine flying lemur)
Lineage: Eukaryota; Metazoa; Chordata; Mammalia; Dermoptera; Cynocephalidae
Gene: FAM221B
Product: family with sequence similarity 221 member B
Exons: 7
Coding region: 638-1381 (247 amino acids)
Source: RefSeq, a predicted model, not a curated record
CAGAGUCCCCACGCCCCCCUCAGAUCCUCAAAGCCUCCAUUGACCGCUGCCCAGAAAUCUCAUAGGAACCCGGCAGAGACCCUCACAAACCCAGACUCCCACAGAUAUCUUCAGAUUCUACCCAAAUACUCGCUCACAGAGAUCCCGCAACUCUCCCUUUUCAGAAGUGAAUCCUCUGGGUUCGUCCCCUCCCGGUCCAGUGCAGCCCCUCAAGGAGACCUCACCCACCGGGGAGGUGACCAUGGAGAGCUGUUGCCAUGGAGACUACGCGGCGGCGUUCUGGUUGCCCCGGUGACCGAUCCCUCCUCUCCCCGCUCCGGGUUCCAGAGGCUUCAGUCAAGCCCCUCACUUCAGUCAAGCCCUGGACCCCGUGGUCCCCCCGCCCCUUACCCUCCCUUCCCGAGGCCAGCAUAGAGCUCCUUUGCAAAGAUCUGCAGAUGUCCAAGUCCCUCCCCAAAUAGUAGAGUCUCGGGCAAGGCCUUUUACCACUCAGCGCCUGCAGCUGGGGCUCAUCCACAACCAAGAGCCUUUCCCUCUCUCGGGACCAACAUUUGCCCUACCAUCCUAAGGCAAGAUUCCGACCUGAGGACUUGGAACAACCAAGCCAAAGCUCAGAGGCCCUUCAGCCCAAGUCCACAUGGAUACAUCUGCAAAGCAGAAGGAAGAAGCAGGAGAGGACGAGGAUGGAAUGGAAACCAGUCACCGCGCUGCUCACACACCCCAGCCUGGACACCAGCUGGGCAAAGAGAAGCGGAAGAAAGGAGUUAGCUGUUACACAGUCCACCCAGACAUCCCUGCUAAGCAGGCAGAGGUGGUGGAAGUGGCUAAAGCAGUGCACAGACAGCAGUUUGGUGCUCAGGUGAAUCAUCUUUUCCAGUGGGAGAAAAAUGCAUCCCUCAAUGCCAUCCAGACAGGUCUCUACAUCGGCUGGCGCUGCCCCCAUUACCUAUGGGACUGUUUCCGGAUUGGGGAUGAGUCCAAGUGCUUUUGUGGUCACUUGCUGAGAGAGCACCAGAUCAUCUCAGACAUAUCCGUACCCUGCCAUGUGAGCCAGUGCCGCUGCCUCAUGUUCUGCUUUAUCCCGUCACGCCCAGAAGAGGUGGGUGAGUUCUGGCUCAAGAGACGGGCCACCUUCGACCCCAAGGCCUGGAGAGCCCAAUGUCGCUGCAAACAUAGCCAUGAAGACCAUGCAGCCACUGGGCCCCAUCCCUGCAGGCAUCAUGGCUGUUGCUGCAACUGUUUUGAGUCUAAUUUCCUCUGUGCGGCCUGUGACCGGUGCUGGGAGGAACAUGAGACUUUCUUUGAGACCAAGGAGACCCGGCGACGAGGAGGAAGGCCUCAAGGGACAGACACUGUCAACAACUGGCGCAGGCCUUUGUGAGCCUGGACCAGAUCAGCAAUAAAGAAGUCAC